Caenorhabditis angaria is the source of this 662-nucleotide messenger RNA. The record is from the annotation of a GenBank genome assembly. NCBI's taxonomy places the organism in Eukaryota, Metazoa, Nematoda, Chromadorea, Rhabditida, Rhabditidae.
AUGCUGUUUAUUCGUGUAUUUUGUUCGUGCUGGGGGGUUCGACGCGACAUUUGUCGGAAUCCGGCAAACGUAACUGUCUGAAUCAGAUAGUUUAUGUCGUCGUUGACCUAAAAUCGUCAAUUUAUUCGUAUUUUUGCAGUCCGACAACUCCAUAUCAACAAAACUGGCAAUAUUGAGACAUCCGAUUGAAAUAUUAUGGAUUGGAAUGACAAUGGAUGGGGUUUUGCGAGAUGAAAAUCGAAAAAAUCGAGAAUUCGAUAUCAGGAGUUUGUGGAAGAUGGAGAAUCGGAAGAAAUGUAGUCUGGAAGUGGAGCAGAAGGGUGAUUGGUGGAAUCGGGAGGAUUUGAAAGCCAAAAGAAGCUCGAAAACCUGUUCGCAUGGAGGAUAUGUUGUCUGAAGAUUGUUGGAAGCAAAUGGUAUGAUUUUUGAAUGAAAGAUUCAAGAAAACUCAAGGUUGUGGAAUUUCAGGAAAAAGAGUCAGAAUUUGGAAGAGGAGGAAGCUACUCGAAGGGUCGAGGGAUAGGUGCGAAGAAAAAGGGUAGGAAAUCCUGCACCGAAGUCCGAAAAUAGCAACUCCAUGGAUAAUGGAAGCGAUCGAACGUCAUUUAAUGGUUAUUUGGCGCCAAGGUGGACACCCAGGUGAACGUGUUUCGAUGCGCUGA